CCCGAACCACGCCGUCCGGUCCAUCCCCGAGCAGUAGCCAGCGCAGCCACAGGCGACAGAGACAUGCCGGCGACGCCGACCAUCAUCGGUGCCCUGCUGGGGCUGGGCACCCAGAUGUACUCCAACGCCCUCCGCAAGCUUCCCUACAUGCGCCAUCCCUGGGAACAUGUACUGGGAAUGGGCCUGGGUGUAGUGUUUGUUAACCAACUCGUGAAGUGGGAUGAGAAGCUCAAGCAGGACCUUGACAAGAUGCUUGAGCGUGCAAAACAAGCCAACGAGCAGCGCUACUUUGAUGAAGACGACGAUUAGUUAUUCAUACCGGUAACCAGGCAUUUUGCAGUUUGCUUUGGUCGGAGAACAUGGUCUGGAUCAUCCAUCUGGUGUUUCUGUAAGAAAACGGGUUCAGUGGUUCGUCUGUGGUACUGUAAUAAACUGAUGUUUCACACAGUAUGUGAUCCUUCACUUGUAUGAGACCAUUUUUUAUGGUACUUGAAUCUGAUUGGUUACCUUCUCUGAUUCAUAAUUGUUCAGUCCAAACGAUGACCAUGAGAAACAUAACGAGAUUUGGUCGUUCA
Messenger RNA from Lolium rigidum, 575 nucleotides. RefSeq lists its product as uncharacterized. Lineage: Eukaryota; Viridiplantae; Streptophyta; Magnoliopsida; Poales; Poaceae. The record is from RefSeq and is a predicted model, not a curated record. The transcript has 3 exons. Bases 64 to 309 code for a protein of 81 amino acids.